AUGAGGAAGCAUCUGGGAGCAUGGGGCUUGGCCAUUGUCUGUGUCCUGCUCUUCAGCCAUCUGCCCCCAGCCAAGGCGAGAGGCAUAAAGCACAGAAUCAAGUGGAACCGCAAGGCGCUGCCCAGCACGGCUCACAUCACAGAAGCCCAUGUGGCCGAGAACCGCCCGGGCACCUUCAUCCGCCAGGGCCGGAAGCUCAACAUCGACUUCGGGCCGGAGGGCAACAAGUACUACGAGGCCAACUACUGGCAGUUCCCCGACGGGGUCCACUACGACGGCUGCUCCGAGGGCAACGUGACCAAGGAGGCGUUCGUGGCCAAGUGCGUCAACGCCACGCAGGCGGCCAACCAGGGGGAGUUCUCCCGAGAGAAGCAGGACAACAAGCUGCACCAGCGGGUCCUGUGGCGGCUCAUCAAGGAGCUCUGCUCCAUCAAGCACUGCGACUUCUGGUUGGAAAGAGGAACUGGAGUUCAGGUCGGCGGGCACCAGCCCUUGGUGCUUGGCCUGCUGCUUUGCACCUGGUUCCUGGUGAAGUAA
Messenger RNA from Lepus europaeus (European hare), 537 nucleotides. RefSeq names its product prion like protein doppel (gene PRND). Bases 1 to 537 code for a protein of 178 amino acids. Gene Ontology annotation, biological process: protein homooligomerization; intracellular copper ion homeostasis. Gene Ontology annotation, molecular function: copper ion binding. Lineage: Eukaryota; Metazoa; Chordata; Mammalia; Lagomorpha; Leporidae. The record is from RefSeq and is a predicted model, not a curated record. The transcript has a single exon. Gene Ontology annotation, cellular component: membrane.